AUGUCCGAUGAAGAGGAAAUUAAAGGAGUGAUGUCGCUGAUUCAAUUGGGUGUAGACUCGUUGAUUGCCGUCGACUUGCAGACAUGGGUUGUGAAGGAAUUGGUAGUUGGUAUGCCUGUUUUGAAGAUUUUGGAUGGAUCUUUGAUUGGGGAAUUGGCUGCAGAAGUUGCUGCUAAGCUGACGGCAACGAAGGAGAUAAUUCCUUAA
Penicillium soppii is the source of this 207-nucleotide messenger RNA. Its product is annotated as acyl carrier protein. The record is from RefSeq and is a predicted model, not a curated record. Bases 1 to 207 code for a protein of 68 amino acids. The transcript has a single exon. NCBI's taxonomy places the organism in Eukaryota, Fungi, Ascomycota, Eurotiomycetes, Eurotiales, Aspergillaceae.